AUGGGCGUGGUGGCCAGGGUGAAAUGCAGAGAAGGAUGGGAAGGGAUCGGCGUAAUCUGUUACAGCAAUCAUCAUUGCUCCUUCCACCAGGUUUUAAAUGAGACAGUGUAUGAAAGAGAUUAUCUACAUGCCAGACCAAAGGGGCGACCAAAGGAGAGAGUGAAAGAAGGGGUAUGUGGAGGCGCGGAGGAUCAAGUAUACCUCUUCAAAGGAAGAAAGACGUUCAUGGCCAAAUUGUCGGACGAUCCAUCUUGGAGUCCUCCUACUUACCAGAACAUUUCUUCUAUUGAUGGAGACUCCUCCCCUUUCGCUGUUACUCAAAGCACAUGCCUCAUCCCCUGCUCCGUGCCUGGGAAACGAUUCUAUCUCUUUGGAGGAGAGCUUGCGGACCCAUCACAUCUUCCCAAGAAAGCGUUGGCCCAGGGAGAUGGGACGAGGUCUCAGUCAGUAGCAGGGAUGUUUAUUUUGGGGGAAGUAGGGCGAAUGUGGCUACCUCUUCCCGCUUUUCCAAGGAAGAUCGCCAAUGCAGCGGGAACAUCUUUGGACGAUGGGUCCAUCCUCAUUCUCGGCGGAAAGGAUUUAGAAAAAAAUGAGACGUUACAAACGGCGUAUAUCUUUGACUUCCGCGAUGGUGGGAGAUAUAGCAUCCUCCCAGAUAUCCCGCAACCAAUACAGAAGGCAGCGGCGAUGGCAUGGAAGGAGACGCAGAUUAUUCUUGCUGGUGGAAUCACGGCAGACAUGGAAACUUCUUCCCAGGUGAUGGUGUUUGAUCUGAAGGCAAGGAAGUGGGAAGCAUCCUGCGACUGGCCAUCUUUCCACACCCCGAGGUCGGGCUUAGGCCUGAUGGAGGACACUCACGGACGGCUCGUAGCCCUGGGAGGAGAUAACUUUGGGCCAGUGGGGACGCUGGAAGUUCUGGAGGAAGGAGUGGCGGAAGGAAACCUCCAUGACAAUGAGAAACCAUAUAACAGCCGGCAAACAUGGAAUGUCACAGAUUAUCUCGGUUUCGAUGUUCCUAAGCAAUCGCUGCGCUCACCAGACAAGGCACUAAGGGACUAUUGA
Messenger RNA from Darwinula stevensoni, 1062 nucleotides. The record is from the annotation of a GenBank genome assembly. NCBI's taxonomy places the organism in Eukaryota, Metazoa, Arthropoda, Ostracoda, Podocopida, Darwinulidae.